This is a messenger RNA of Metarhizium acridum CQMa 102, 732 nucleotides long. NCBI's taxonomy places the organism in Eukaryota, Fungi, Ascomycota, Sordariomycetes, Hypocreales, Clavicipitaceae. The record is from RefSeq and is a predicted model, not a curated record.
AUGUCUACCGGCCAGAUCACUCUGCUCGACCUCCCCAGCAAGGAACCUUGUUCCGCUUGGUCUCUGAACCCGUGGAAGACCCGCAUGCUCCUGAACUUCAAGGGCCUCGAUUACAAGACGGAAUGGACCGAGUAUCCGGAUAUCGAACCCAAGAUUCAGCCGCAUCUGCCUCCCAAUGAGUCCGGAAUCCCCUACACCAUCCCGACCGUCAUCCUGCCCGACAACACCUGGAUCAUGGACUCGCGCAAAAUUGCGAACUUCAUCGAGAAAUCCCACCCUCAGCCUAGUGUGCACCUGGACUCCCCCAUUCUUCCCAAAGUCGAACAACUGACUUCCGACAUGUUGAACCAAGUUCGCGCAGCCUGCAUUUCUCGCAUCCCCGACAACCUGCUCAACAAGCAAAGCGCCGACUACUGGUACACCACUCGCGCCAAGCGAGUCGGCAUGCCAGUUGGGGAAUUUGAGAAAAAGUACGGCGGAGAGGCGGCCUAUGCCGGAGCGGAGCCAUUCCUCCAGGGAAUAACAGCCUUGUUACAGGAGAAUAGUGCCGGGCCGUUUUUCAUGGGAAGCACCGUGUCGUAUGCCGAUUUCGUGUGGGUGUCUGCUCUAAUUUUCUUAAAGAGGAUAGACGAGGAUAUCUACAGACAAGUGUUGCAGAGGACAGGCGACAAAGGUGUCCAUGUCAAGCUCGUGGAGGCCUGUGAGCCGUGGUUGAAGAGGAACAACUACUAA